Funneliformis geosporum is the source of this 120-nucleotide messenger RNA. The record is from the annotation of a GenBank genome assembly. Lineage: Eukaryota; Fungi; Glomeromycota; Glomeromycetes; Glomerales; Glomeraceae.
GUCGUAAAUAAUAGUUCUGGUUAUGAAAAAACUAUGUGGGAAAGAAUUGAGACAGAAUUGGAAGAAGUUGAUAUUGAAAGCCUUGGAUUUAACCAUCCUCUAUGUUCUGGAGUUCUAGAU